Hemicordylus capensis (graceful crag lizard) is the source of this 6335-nucleotide messenger RNA. It is a transcript of the gene MAP10, whose product is annotated as microtubule associated protein 10. Gene Ontology annotation, molecular function: microtubule binding. Bases 365 to 3100 code for a protein of 911 amino acids. Lineage: Eukaryota; Metazoa; Chordata; Lepidosauria; Squamata; Cordylidae. Gene Ontology annotation, cellular component: midbody; mitotic spindle midzone; cytoplasmic microtubule. Gene Ontology annotation, biological process: positive regulation of cytokinesis; cytoplasmic microtubule organization; mitotic spindle midzone assembly. The record is from RefSeq and is a predicted model, not a curated record. The transcript has a single exon.
AGAAGAUGAUGGUAUGAUAAUGAAAGCAACUUCUCUACCCUUGGUCUCGGCUCCCACAGACCACUCCUGUCCCACCGGCGCAAACAAUGGGGGUGAAAACCGACGCACCCCCGUCGGAAAGAAAGCGGCAAGACGCUACAGUUCCCAGGGGGCUUUGCGGACCCGGAGUCAAGCGCAGUGACGGCUUUCAGUCGCUAGAUAACGCAAACCAAACGCUUCCAUAGAGAUAAUUAUACGCAGAGGCUAGCGGCAGCGUUGCCACGCGGCUUCCCUUGAUCUCGCGAGGCCAUCGGCCCUCACUUGAGGCGCCCGCCUGGAGAGCGCACCCAGGCCUUUCCGGUGUUCCCUCUCACCCGCGUGAGACAUGAUGGAGGAGGGCGAGAGUUGCGACGCCGAGAGCCUUUUCUCGCUGGAGCUGCUGGUGGAGUCGGCACGCGUGGAGCCGCGGCUGCUCCCGGCGCCCUUGCCCGCCAUCGGCCCCUUCCGCCCGGCGGUGGCGCUGCGGCUGCUGGACUUCCCAACGCUCCUGGUGCGCGCCCCGCACGCCGUGCCGGGGCCGCUGGUGCCCUUCGGGCGGGGCAAGUCGUGCCUCUUCAGGCUGCGGCCGGACGCUCUCAAGGGCCUGCUGAGGCGCUCGCCGCUCUGCGCGCUGCUCUUGGCGCUGCCCCCCACGCCAGGACCUGCCCGCCUGCUCGGCUCCUCCAGCGUCUCGCUGGCGGCCGCUGCCGAGGAGCUGCUGCAGGGCACCGGCCCAGGGGGCCGAAGGGGCCUCUUCCCGCUCCGGGACCUGAUGGGGGAGUCGGUGGGGGAACUCGGGCUGAGCUAUCGCCUCACCAACCUGGGCGCCAACCUGCUCGGACACUUGGGGCAGGGGGCAGCCCCCGACCAGCAGCGCGCUGAGGAGGAGGACGACGAGCAACUGCCUCCGCCGCCCCCACCGUCUCCGCCCCCCCUCUUCCCGCCGAGUACCCACGAGAGAAAGGUCCACAGCCUCGAGCUCAUCCCAGAGGGGGAGGAGGACCAGGACCCAGCCCCAGAAGGGAGCAGCCCCAGCCUGCGCUCCUUCAGCAGCAUCGCUACAGAGCCACAGCCCGGCGACUCUAGCCCUAGCAGAGACCUUAUCAGGGAGCUGGACAACGAGGCCAAUGUCUUUUGCCCACCUCCCAUGUACUACAGCCGUGCAUCCGACACUCCCCGCCUGACGCCUAGAAUCCCAGUGUCAGUGCCAGUGGCUACACCGCGGAAGUCUUUUCAGAAAGAGGACAGUGCCCCUCCGUUUUCGGUGCCUGUUAAGGGGAGGCCUCCAAGUGGGGCCAAAGAGACUGCCGCCCUCUCACUCACGACACCUGGCAGCCCUGAGCUGCUCAAGCAAACCUUGAGCCAGCUGCCUCUGCUGAAUGCCUUACUGGUGGAGCUGUCCCUGCUGAACAACCAGCCCCUAAAACCAGGGCCUUCCACUGUGCACCCUCAGUUAGCAUGGCUAUACCGAAAUGUAGAAGAAGGUACAAAUGCUCUACCUCCCAGUGCCAAGAGUGCAUGUCCUUGCUGGGAAGAGAAGAAAACCACUCCUCACCGCAAAGAAAGGGAGAGGUUAGCUAGCCCCAAAUUAAAAAGAAACCGCCCAGAUCGUUUAAAAUGUCUCUCUCCUACCAUGCUACUUAGCAAUACUGGUAAAGGAUAUACAAAAAUUGCUGCCUCUGAAAAACAUGGUACAGAAAGAUAUAAUACCAAGGAAAACUCUCCCCCUCGAAGAAAGCUUACUUAUGGGCUAACAAAUACGCUAUGGCUUCGGCUGCAGCGGACCAACCCAAGUAUGAUAAAUGCUCAUGAAAAAAAGGAACAACAUCGUAGGAAAAAAGCAGAUCUGUUGGUUGAAAAGAAAGGCAAAAGCUCUUCAGCAAAAGGAAAGCUAGUCCGGGACUCUCAUGAGCGUCAGCCAAAAUCUGUGCACCCUGACAGCAAAGGCAUUUCAGACGAAAAUGUUCAAUUUAAUGAAAAUAUUGAGACUUUAAUACAAAGCAGCAUUGUAGCCAGUGAUGUGAAGGGUGGUGAAAGUACUAAGGAAAUGGGCCUACCUGAAAAGGCUGAUUCUGAUUAUAAAGAAAAGAAUUUGAAAGUCCAUCUGCCAAGAGUCCAAAAUGCUCAGUUUAAUGAAAAUAUUGAACCUGUAAUACAAAGCAGUGUUGACAAAGUUCACUCUGCUAUCAUAAAGGAAGUAAGUUCUGACUUCCAAAACAGUUUUGUAACCAGUGGUGUGAAGCGUGGGGAAAGUACAAAGGAAAAGAGCCCAUUUGAAGUGUCUGACUCUACUUAUAAGGAAGCAAAUUUGAAAGUCCGUCUGCCAAGAGUCUCUUUACAGGAUAAUACUAUGGGAAAUAAAUUAGAAACUGAAGCAGAAAAAUGCGUACAACUUGAUCAGAAUAGUUCAUUCCUAUGUAAUCAUAGCCAAAGCAAUGGCUUUGAAAGCAGCCAUGAACUUAAGGAUUCAGAUGAAGUGGUUGCUAGCUAUGAAAACACAGUCUAUUCAGAAGACUUCACCAAUGCUGACAGUUCUAGUGUGUUCUUGGAAGUUCCAGAGAGCAGCCCUGAACCUUUACUGGUAAACCCAAAGCAAAGCCAAUCUACCAUGGGUUUGGAUGCUAAAAUGUCUGAAAGAAGUUUGACACCUGAAGGUGUUUCACCUCCUCUUCCAAUACCUUCAGCUACAUCUCCUGUCCAGUCUCUUAAAAAGACAUCUGUUCUAAAAUCUAAUGGAAAAGACAUGAUUGUUGCUCUCGACAAACUGGAUGAGGAAGAACUUGUAGCUCAACAGUUCAAGAAAGAAGAGGGCAAAGAUGUGCAGCCCUUUCAGGACAAACAAAUGAGCUCUGACAUGAACGAUAACGUACCGACAGACCAGUCUUCUGUGGAAAAGAGCCACUCGCUAAGGACAUCCCAAGUUAGCUCAUACUUGCCAUCCAAUGUGUCUGACCUUGAUGUCAGUGGAUUAGAAGAAAGCAAAACAUCUGACAAAGAGGGGGAGAAUAUGCUGGACAUUACAAAUCAAUAUAGACAUGUCAGUGAACUAGUAGUAAACAAACUUCCAGGAUACACGAUGUAGUUUCCAAUAAUAAUGACUAAAUCAAAGUCAAAAAUGGCUUUAUUUGUAUCAACACAAGUAUUUUGCCUGGCUUUAGCAAACAUAGCAGGGCACUUCACCCUCCUAUCCUAAAUUGGGAGCUGAGCGCACUACUGUUUUCCCAUCAUCUGCAACUUAAAAGCAAGGUUGGAAGGGGAGAAAGUGAAUAAUAAUAAUUAAUAAACUUUAUUUGUUAGCCAGCCCAUAACAAAUUGUUCUCUGGGUGGAAAGUGAUCAUGUGGGAAGCAGCAACUGGGUAGGAGAGGUUUUCAUCGUACCUUAAUCAGCAGCUGGGUGCAGCUGCUGGGUAGGACAAACCUCCCCUACCCAACUAUUGCUUCCCACAUGAUUACUUCCGACUCUGACUAUGGUUUUAAGUUGCAGACAGUUGCAAACAAGAGCGCACUUAGCUCCUGAUUUAGGGUAGGAGACUUUCCUUACCCUAAUCCUGGUCAUGCUAACAAGCCUAGUUUGUUUGAUAAGCAAUCAGUGUACAAAAUAUAUUAUCAUUAUUUUGAGAUUAUUGUUUAAAGUAACAAUCCAGAGACUACACAACUAGUUCUAUGCAGCCACUUGGGCUUAGGAAUUGUUCUUCUUGAUAAAAGUCUCCUUUCCAUCUCCAAACACACACAUACUAUAGAAACUUAGUUUUAAAACUGUUGAUAUGGCAGAGAGGAAUGCUGUUAAGUCACCCACUGAGCAUUUGCAAGUCAUUGGAUAUGUUGAAAGUAGGUUUUUGACUACCACAUUAUUUUUCUUUUGACAGUGAAAGUAAACAAACAAAAGUAAAUAUUUUGUGAGUAGAAAAACAUUUACAGUGCAAUCCUACACUCAUUUGGGCUCCUUAUAUUCCAGGCAAAUUAGAAUUUUAGCAGAUUGACUAUGCACGAGAUUGUAGCCUUCGUUCAAGAGAAUUACAGUAAUAGCUAAGUGUUAAUUGUGGGUAAACAGUCAACUGCAGGAAUGAUUUUGUCACUAAAAUAUCAUUUCUUCAUGUCUUUUGCAAAUUUCUGAAAUUUAUGUAUUCCCUUGGUUUGCAUUAUUCCAUUCCAUCUUCAUUCUUGACAUAGGCUAUAAACCUAAACACAGAGAGUAAAUCUCAUUGAACAGAAUGGGACUUCUUUCUGAGUGAACAUGCUUAAGAUGGUGCUAUUUGUGUUGUUUUCCCUCAAGUAACCUGGAGGCAUUGAGAAUGAUCCCACAGCCAACUCCUGGUGGUCUCCAUUUUGUUUUAGUCUGACCAUUUCAUGCCUCAUUACCCACUAAAAAAAUUGGCAACUGGCAGCAGCUGGCUCUGGUAUUGGCACUUCACUCUGCUGUUUGAAGCUGCCACUAUAAUGAAAAAGGUUUUUAAAAAGAAAAAGACCCACAAGCCUCACAGAACAGGCAGGCACAUUUUGAGAGGACAACAAGUUGCUUUUGGGGAGCUUACUAACAAGGCUUACUGAAUGAUUAUUAAUUUGCACAGUUCAGUGCAAUCCUAUACUGUAUAUGUGCAUGUGACAUAAAUCCUACUGUGUUCAACACAGCUUACUCCCAAGUAAGUGUGCAUAGAACUGAGGUCUAAAAAUAAACAUUUUGGCCCUGACUCAUGUGCAUAGACUUGCAUUCCUACAUUGGGGCUUUUUACUUUCCUGAACAGAAAUUAUACAUGCACACAUCCCAAGCCAUGUUUGAGUGGCUUUUAAUACUUCAAGGACUUUAAAAAGCAGCUUGCAAAUUAACAUCUGGCAGCAGCUGGUGUUUGUAAAAGCAAAGAAGCUCUGUUUCACAUAAUUUCACAUUCUGUGAUUUGGAGGACAAGUUCUUUUAUUAUUUUAUUUUGAAGAUUGAAAACAAUGUGGUAUAAUCAAGCAACAUUAGUUGUCUAAAUCCAGUUGGAGUUAACUGAACUAAAAUAUACAGUUAAAUUGCUGAUUUCCAUGGCACAGGGCUGAAUCACAAACCCUUUAAAAUGUUUCUCUGCUUUUGGCUCUAGAAUAGAAAAGUGGUUGCUUAGUUUCAUGACAUUUACUAUUAAAGUGAGAAAAAUACUUUAGUGAAAUAGAACACCUUUAAGUGAAGCAAGAUAGUGAUGAAAACAAGGGUGAAGACAAAAAUGUCUGGUGUUUGGGAGUUUUUUGCUUAUAAAAACAGUGAAGUAUAUUAAAUGCUUCUCAAAAUACUCUCUAUUACAGAUAUACAGAAAUCAAUACUACAGUUUUAUAUACAUUUCAAAAGUGCUCUUAUUCAUCUAAUGAUGGAAGUUUCCUUGAUAUUAUUUAAAAUUUCUACAUCAAUAAAAUAAAGAGUGAACCCCUCACCAACUAUUGAAUACCUGGUUUAGGUUUAGGAAUAAAAUUCAGCCUUAUAUAUUAAUGUUAGAAUCUGUCAUUUUUUUAGAUGUAAUUUUGCCAGAACAGUGCCUUCAGAGAAUUUUUGCUAUGAGAAAGUCCAAACUAAGUUUUUUGUUACUUUACAGAAGGUUAGUAGUACUUCAAAAACAUGUCAACCAAUAUUUCAGGUUUAUUAAGCUUGAUUUAUUAAUCAGAUUUAUCAGUUGACUUCUUUUGACAAAUUAAUGAUUGUAAUAGAGAAAUUGAAUAUAUUCUAGUUUAUAUAAAAUUUUAAUAUUAUUAAUAGUUUGAUUCUUGUUAUGGAAAAGAUAUAUUGGACAAAUAAUAAUGGAAGCAGCUGGGUUAAAAUUAAUCAGGGCAUCGAAGCCUCUACUUGUUGUAAUUCUUUAAGUAUCAUAUAAAUUUAUUUUUGCAUGGUACCUUAUACCAGAGGUUUCAUAGAAUAUUCCAGGUUAACAUUUUUUGCAUAUUGGAAAUGCAAAGUUCUAGAAAGGAAAAUUUAUAUAAUCUGUGGUGGCUGUAUCUCAAGACUAUUCAGUACUGAGUGCAAGUUAUUUGGAAAGUCAUGUGGGAAAGAUUGAAUUGUGAUUAUUUGACUGUGUAUUAUUGAAUGACAAAUAGGUGGUGAAAGACUGAAAUGGCUGUUAAGUGCAAACCUUUUAGUUGCGACAAAAGUUAUUUGAGCAUGACCCUGUUAAUCCCCACUAUGGAUACGCUGGAAAUAUCUCCCCUUCCCCCAGUGACAUUUUUUGGUAAUACUUUGGAAUUCCUUUUAUGGUGUACAUGCUCCCCACGCGCGCGCCCCCCCCCCAUGUAUCACUGUUUAUCCUACUACGAUUUUGUCAUUUUCUUGUAUAAUUUAAUAAAACAGCUACUGCCUA